Bursaphelenchus okinawaensis is the source of this 6124-nucleotide messenger RNA. NCBI's taxonomy places the organism in Eukaryota, Metazoa, Nematoda, Chromadorea, Rhabditida, Aphelenchoididae. The record is from the annotation of a GenBank genome assembly.
AUGCUGGGCCAGGAUCGCCUCUCCACGGUUCACAGCCGGAUCGAGAUGGAAGACGGCCGUGAGUUGGUUCAAUGACAUUGUUUGUUUACUUUUUAUUUUCUUAAAGCUCGAAAAACUAUUGUUUACAAUUACAAAAUAUUUAGUGGUUUUUGAAAUUUUAACUGACUAUUUGAUCUAUUAGGUUUAGUGCUAACCCAAAUUAUUAGGUGGUUCAAAUAAUCUUGUGCUCGAUCUCAAAACAACUUUUUGGGGCUAGGGGCACAGAAGUAUUUGAACAUUCAUUUUUAAGAAUGGUUUAAAACGUGAUUUCAAGCAAUUUUAAGACAUUUUAAAAAUGGAAGUUGAGUGGUAGAUUUUCAGUGCAAAUUACAUUGUAAAAAUUCCACUGAACUUCCAUUUUUAAAAAAUGUUGUUUUUAGGGUUUCUAAUGAAAGUUGCUAAUAUUUUGUGACCUGUAAAUAAAAUUUUUGAUAUAUUAAGAGCUGUAAACAAAGUUUUUUCGAUUUUUUUUGUUUUUUAAGAUUUUCGAAUUUGAUUUUUAAAUUUGGGAAAAAACUAAAAUUUGAAAAUUUUAGUCAAUAAUUCUUCUCAUUUUCAGCCACCAAACCCCCACAAACGAUAAUGGAGUACAUACGACGACGUUUCACUUGUGUAUACCUAAUCCUUGGCUUCAUAUUACUAAUAGCGCUAGCAGUACUAGUCGUAGCACUUAUGCUGUUAUUUCACAUGAAAAAGAUUGGUGGUCAGUUCCAAAAUGUUACCAAGCUGACUGGCAGUGAGAAUUUUAUGCACUUAUACGAGGAUUUCACAAAAGCCAAAGGCACUCACAGGCAACCGACCCCAAUGAAUGAACUGGUCAACCGACUGACGCCGGAACAACUGGCUAUGGCUAGGACGUAUGGUAGGGAUUGUUUACAUUGGUUUUUUUGUAAAAUACGAUCUAGUAUUUUUGGUGUUAAUUUUGAAAUUAUAAAGGUAGUAAAAAUAAAAAAAAGUUACAUUUUUAAUAUAUAAUACAGUGGUCUCUCUAUAUAGUGAACCAUCUGUAUAAGCAACUCUCCUUAUAGUAAAUAAGAAGAUUGGCCCCGCCAAGCCAAUUUGCACAAAAAGCCUCUCUUGUAAAGAUAACAUUCCCUAUAGUAAACACAAAAUGUCGGUCUCUUCGGUUUGCUUAUAUAGAGAGAGUACUGUAAUACUAAAAAAGGCUAAAACAAAUACCAUUUCUAAAUAUUUUCAUUUUGAAUAUUUUAGGUCUACUACCACCAGAACCUCCAAAAGACUUGGGGAACCCAAUAAAACCGAUUGUCAACGGAAAAUCGACUGAAAAACCGAAAAUUUCGGAAAAUUUGGACGAAAAUCCUCGGGAAACUUUCGAAAAACAGGACAAAACCUUUUAUCAACACGCGUGGCACGACCCAAGCUGUAAUAUACAGUGCAACAAGGCUGAGUACGUUUGCUUCUCUUUCUGUUUUGUUUUUAGUGUACUCAUUUUAAUUAUUUACUUUACAGUGUAACAAUACCACCAUUACUGAUCAUAAGUAUGGACGCAUUUGCGGCCAAGUAUUUGAGUCGAAAUCUGGUGCCAUCUUUGGACACAAUGGCUGAAUGUGGUGCUAGAGCUAAGGUAUGAAGUAAUCUUUAAUUAUUUUUUUUAUUUUGAAAAAGUUUUGGUGAAAUGGGUAUUUAGGAACAAGUUAUACAAUAUACAGGUUUGGUUGUAUGACAUGUCACUUGUAAUUUAAAAAUGCAAAAAUAAUUAUAAAAUACGAAUUUAUAGCUUAUUUCUAACAGUAAGCCUUUUUUUUCAAAAUUUUUGGGUAUUAAGCGACAUGUUAUACGAUGAAAAAUGUUUGAUCUUAUAACGUGUCCUAUGUUAAGAAAGACAAAGAUAUUUUUUUAAAUACAACUUUAAGGAUCUUUUGAAGUUUUUAAGUGUAUUGUGGGCAAAAAAUUCUAAUUUUUUCUUAAGUGGCAUGUUAUACGAUGAAAAGUGUUUUUAAUGAAAAUUAAAUUUUUUUAAAUUUUGAUGAUUUUCAAAUAAAAUUUUGUAAAAUACGGGUAUCCAACCUAGAAAUUCGUAUUUGAGCUUAAUUUUUGCAAUAAAUAAACGGUUUUUAAUAAGUAACAUUUUUUACAAUAAAAAGGUAUUUAAAGAAUUUUUUUGCCGAGUUUUAAUUUUUAGAUGAAAUUUUGUGUAAAAAUACGGAGAUUCGGACCUUUUUUUAGAUAUUGGACCUAGAAAUUAGAAAAAAAUUGUAUUUCAGCACAUUUUCCCUUCAUACCCAACGAAAACCUUUCCCAACCAUUACACCAUGGCUACGGGUCUAUACCCGGAAUCUCAUGGCAUCGUGGACAAUGCCGUCUAUGACAAAGACAUAUCACCACAAGAGGAAGACAUGAAAAGCACCAAAUUCCCCGAGUUUUACAAAGGAGAACCCAUCUGGAGCGCCGCCGUCCGCCAACGCCGACGAAUGUUCUGCUUAUUCUGGCCGGGAUGCUCGUACAAUAUGACUGGUAGGGUAAAAUUAAGGUUAUAUUAGGGUAGAUAUUGGUGAUAGGAGACGAUUUUUGGCUUUAGGGUGUGAAAGGGCAACGAUUUUGUUUACAACGAUAAACAUGGCAAUAACUUUCUUUACAAUGCGAAAAAUGGCAAGAACUUUUUUUUCAAAACAUAGAAUGGCAAAAACUUUCUUUACAACACACAAAAUGGCAAGAACUUUCUUUACAAAACGAAAAAUGAGAAGAAAACUUUACUUUCAAAGUGUCUUAAAAUGGCCUAAAAACAAAUUUUCGACGAUUUUUAAAAACGGAAGUUGAGUGGUAGAUUUUUAGUGCAAAACACAUUACAAAUCUUCCACCAAAUUCUCAAUUUUCAAGAUUUUGAAAAAUUAGUUUUUUGCCAUUCCAGGCUACAUGCCAACUGUCGACCUGAAGUACAACAAGAGUAUGACCUAUUCGGAGCGAAUCGAACGCAUCAACGAAUGGCUAAUGCUGCCGGCCGAAGAGCGGCCCAGCCUCAUCAUGGCCUACUUUGAUCAGCCCGACACCGUCGGUCAUUGGUUUACGGACGAUCGUACUGUAAAUAUGGAGCUGAGCUACAUGGAAUCUGUUCUUAAUUACAUGUUCUCUCUGUUCAAAAAGAAUGGCAUACUGGACUGUACGAAUAUUGUCAUAGUAUCGGAUCAUGGCAUGCAAAAACUCGACAAACGCUUCUAUGUGGACGAAAUGCUGGACACAAAGGGCAUGGUCGUGGCUAACGGAGUAGUUGGACGAAUAUAUUUGAAUGAGUCAAGUAGGUUUUGAGAGUUGCGAAGAGAUUGAUGUUGGACAUGUUUGAUUCUACUAUAACAUGUCACAUUUUGUAAAAUACGUUUGUUUUCAUUGCGUAUCUAAAAAAUUUUUACAUUUGUUUUUAUUUUCUAGAACACGAUGUAAACUACGUGCUGGACAAGUUUGAAUGCAAUGACACCUCAAGUUAUCAUGUGUACGAUCGGAAACGGACCCCAGCCAGGUAUCAUUACACCAAAACACAUCGCGUCGGUGAUGUACUGCUAGAAGGACGACCUGGAAGCAUCUUUUGGGCGUAAGAAUUUUAAAUUUUAUAGUUUUUAAAGUUUGAGAUAUGAGGGACAUGUUAUACGAUCAAACAUGUUUACAUGGGAAAUAUGUUUUAUCGUAUAACAUGUUGCUUUAUAUGCUAAUAAUGUUAAAAAUACGUUACAGGCUUACGAAUAAGCUAUAAAUUCAUAUUUUUAAUUAUUUUUGUAUUUUGUUUAAAAGUGACAUGUUAUACGAUCAAACAUGUUUACAUGGGAAGUAUGUUUCAUCGUAUAACAUGUCGCUUAAUUUAAAAUUUUUUUUAAAAUGAUGAAGAUAUACGACAUAAAGUAAUCAUUUUUGAUAUAACCCUUUACAUUUUCUAAAUUUUCCAUUUUCAGUGACCGAAAGUCGGACUACAAGGUAGUGGGCGACCAUGGUUAUGAUUACCUCGAAGAGAAUAUGCACGCCAUCUUCUUUGCCCGCGGCCCAAAUAUUCGGCCACAAACGGUACUAGAACCCUUCCAAAACGUAGAGUAUUUCAACUUGUGGACAGAACUACUACGACUCAACAAGGACGUACCAAACAAUGGUACCGAUGGUCUGUUGGACGAGGUCUUGCACAACAUUCAACCAUUGAAAACGACCAUGCCUUACACCUUGAGGCCUGUACAGUAAGAGUUUUUACAGGUUUUUGAAGUAAAAUACGCUUUUUUUAUUUUGGUUUAAUUUGUCGGGUUGGACAUGUUUCAGAGUAUAAUAUGUCUCUAUUUAACAUAGAAUCAAUAAAAAUGCUAUAAACUUUCCAGGGAAUGUCAAAACCUCCCUCUGCACGAGCACCGCGAACUCAAAGCCUGCUCUAACUCCACCGAAUGCAAAUCCCAAGCUCAAGAAGCCAACGAACAAUUUUCAAACUGCCCGGUCCAGACCUCAAGCUACGUCGGCACCUUCUACACCUCACACCCAGCCCUUUGUUUCAUCGACCACUGCACGGUAGCGACUGUAAUCGAUAGCGACAACAACUUUGGAAGCCCGAAAAUUGUGUUUGAAACGCUGAAUGCCCAGGAUUUUGAUGAGAAAGUAAAGAAAAACAAAGAAAUUUGUGGUUUAAACGACGUUAGAUACGAUAAGGAUUGCGGAAAUUGGACAAAAACCAUGAAAAUGAAGCUGGACACAGAGCUACAGUGGAGAUCGAUCGCUGCGAACGAGAAAAACGGUAAGAACUUUACUUAUCACCCAAGAAUGGUUAGAACUUUCUUUACAAAGCAAAAGUGGCAACAACUUUCUUGACAACACAAUAAAUAGCGAGAACUUUCUUUACAAAGUAAAAAUCAUUCGCUUAACCUUCGUAUAACUUACUUGUCAUCCGCAGCCUUCAGUUAGCCUCAAAUUGAGCAAAACCCUAUAUAAUGGACUCAGGGACGCCGUUUAGAGGGGGGGGGGUGGUUCGGGGUGACUCCCCUCCCCCCAGAGCCGAUCCGAAAAAAAUGCACAGGUAGUACGUGAAAAAACGAAAAAAAUUUUUUCUGUACGUGAAAAAAACGAAAAAAAAAAUUUUUUUGAGUCUCCACCUUCCCCCGGAGAAAAACCGUAGCGAAGUCCCUGAAUGGACUAAAAUUUUAAUUGAAAAUUAGAUUUUUUUAAAUUUAAUUUGAUGUAAAAUACGAACAUCCAUUUAAUGAAUUCAUUUUUUGAGCUUAUUAUUAUAUUGGCAAAAAGUGUUCGUUUAGGAACAUAUGAUACGACGAAAGUCCGGAGGGUUUCAAAACAAAUGUGUAUUGGGAUAACUUGCAAGAAAUUUUUUUACAAUGCAAAAAAUGGCAAGAACUUUAUUUACAAAGCAAAAAAAAGUUUAACAAAUUUUAAAAUUUUUGAUUUAAAAAAAAUUUUAUUAUUUUGUGUCUUACCUAACACUGCACAACGCUUAAAAUUAGAAUUCUACAAAUUUUGGAAAUCCGAUUUUUCAGCCAUUUCCAAGUACUCGAAGCUGUACACGAUGAUGUACAAAGAGUUUGCCGAAGGACCGUUCGCUUUCCUCCAAAAUAUCACCAAGUUUUAUACUCAAAAGUUUGGCCGAGUCGUCUCGUUCAGUGGAGUGGCCUAUGACUACAAUUACGAUGGACUGGCGGACUCACAGGAUGAGUUUUGGUAAGUGGCGGUGAUUAAUUGUGAUUGCAAAUGGCAAAAACUUUUUUUACAAAACAAGAAAUGGUUAUUAUUUUGUGUACAGACUAAUAUAAACCAUGACUUUUAUAGGACCUACGUUAAUUCCCUUCCAAAAGGCAAUGAAACCCUCCAGAAGCCCACGCACGUCUUCAGAAUCCUGAUGCGCUGCGAAAACAAUCAAUGGCACAUCAGUGGCCAGAACUGUCGCCGCUCUACCCAAACCAAACUACUAGCAUUCGUACUACCCAAUGCCGAAAAGGACCUAAACUGCAUGGAACAGGACCAGUACUUAUUGACCAACACGGCUCGAAUCAAGGACAUUGAGCUAUUGACCGGUCUUCAGUUCUUCCAUGAGCGAAUGUGGUUCGGCGAACGAGAUGCCCUCAGGUGGCGGACUAAUAUCACUACUGAGCUGUGGUAA